GAGUGGCACUGACCAUCGCAAAAUCAACACAACUUUCUCUCUGCGUUUCUUUGGAAUAUAAUUGUUUUAUCAUCUGGAAGAGAAAAACCAUCUGCGGUGACUUUAUUACAAGGUUGUGACUUCUUGGUGGAAUUUGUCAUGGCAGCAUUAACAAGUGGAGAGCAGGCGAUCAAAUAUCUCAUUUUCGUCUUUAAUUUUUUUAUUUGGCUUGCAGGUACAGGAGUCCUGGCUGUUGGUCUCUGGCUACGUUUUGACAAGCAGACUGCAGGCCUUUUUCAAGUGGCUGAUGCCCCUUCCACAUUCCUUGUUGGUGUUUACAUCCUCAUUGUGGCUGGGGCACUUAUGAUGGUGGUUGGUUUCCUUGGGUGCUGUGGAGCCCUCAGAGAGUCUCAAUGUAUGCUGGGAUUGUUCUUUAUUUUCCUGCUCAUCAUCUUUGCAGCAGAAGUGGCCGCAGGAAUCUGGGGGCUGUCCAAUAAAGACAAGAUUGUUGAAGAGGUAAAGCAAUUCUACGAGCAGACCUAUGCAGCUUACCAAAGCACAAAGCAGCCAGCACUGAAAGAAACUUUGACAGUCAUUCAGCUUGGUCUUCAGUGCUGUGGUCCAACUGGAACUGUUUUUGAUGGUGCUGCAGACACCUGCCCAAAGAAGGAGGGUUUAGCUCUGUUAAUCACAACGAGUUGCCCAGCUGCAAUAGAUGAGUUGUUUAAUUCCAAGAUGCACAUUAUUGGAGGUGUGGGCAUUGGCAUUGGUGUGGUCAUGAUCUUUGGCAUGCUCUUCAGCAUGUUGCUCUGCUGUGCUGUCAGACGAACACGAGAUGUUGUGUAAAGGGACUUGCGGAUUCUUCCACUUCGCAACUACCUGUCUGGCCUUUAAGUGUAGGCCAUGUGUUCACUGCCAAAGCACACGGCUUCAACACCCCUUAAUAUAUUAAAUUGCGUUUCUAAUGCAGUUGCAUACCCGGGUGAAAAUAUCACUGGAGACCACUGUUUAUACCCCUGAGUUCUACCAUAACAGAUUAUCUGGUUUGCUUGUGUAUUUUUAAUUUUUGCUUAUAGUGUGUAUGUGUCAAGGGUUUUUUGGGGUUUUUUAUAUAUAUAUAUUUUAACUAAAUUUAGCAAAAGAUUGAUUUCUUUUUUUUUUUUUUUUUUUUUUCUUUUUUUUUUAUAACCAUAUUUUCCCCAUAUAUCUAUACUGGAUUGUUAACUCUGAAAUACUUAAUAAAAUUACAACUCAAUAGUUUGAUUUUCUUGUACAAGAUCAUAGGCAGGAGAAAUCAUUGAGCAGCAUUUACAACUCAAAUUAUUACAGCACUGACUUCUGCACCUUCAAGGUACUGGCUCAUAAAACAUUUCAACUGUUGGUUAAAGAAGGUAAAUCACAAAGCUUAAAAAAAUUAAUUGAUGUAUUUUAAGUUAUGGCAGAUUUGAAGUUUAGUACACUUAAACUGAAUAUUUGCUGUAUGAAAGUGAAAUAUGAGCAGUUUAACUUUUUUGCACAAAUAAAGAGCAGUCCAAUCAC
Molecule: messenger RNA, 1518 nt
Organism: Ictalurus punctatus (channel catfish)
Lineage: Eukaryota; Metazoa; Chordata; Actinopteri; Siluriformes; Ictaluridae
Gene: cd9b
Product: CD9 molecule b
Exons: 8
Coding region: 139-825 (228 amino acids)
Cellular component (GO): membrane
Source: RefSeq, a predicted model, not a curated record